UGAACUUUGAUAUGCUCACUUAGCAUUUUCCGAGGGCUUUUUCAUUGUCAAACACUCCCAAUGCACUAAUACUGAACGUCUGAAAAUCGUCUGAUAAAAAUGGAUCAGUCGGAGUCGUGUUACGAGCUCGCUCUACCUGUGACGGAGAAAAGCAACCCCAUCAGCAGAGGAAUAGACAGAGCAAACACUAAACACAUGCUGCACGUGCUGAAACAGUGUGACGCUGAGAUCUUCCAGAAGGAAAUAAAGCAUGAUACACACUAUCAGAGACUAUAUAGUGCACCUGUCAUCGAAACAAUGGUGGAUGUUGCAAAAAGGGUUGAAAUGAUGCUGAGGAAUCCAGAAGACAAUCUGAUUGUAUUAAGUGGCUGUGGAACAUCAGGUCGUAUUGCAUUUCUUUUGGCGACAUCUUAUAAUGAGAUGCUAAAGAGCCGAAAACAGAAGCAGAUGUGUUUGUACAUCAUAGCUGGAGGUGACAGGGCCCUGCUGACAUCACAGGAGGCUCCAGAGGACGACCCGGCACUCGGAGCUCACAUGUUGGACAAGGUGAACGCAAGAGCAGAGAGAGAGAAAAAAUUGAGCACUGCAGCUAUGUCAAAGGCACCAUUUGUUGCCGGGCAACUGGAUUUUUGUCUGAACCACUUAGACGUCUUUACCCCAGUGCUUCUCGGAUUCAAUCCUGUACCUAUGGCGAGGACUGAGCCAAUGCGGGGUUGCACGUUUCACUUUAAAGACGUCGCAGAGAGGAUGAUUGCAGAGCAGAGACGAGAGAAAGCGUUCAUCCUGAAUCCUGUACUGGGGGCUGAGGCCAUCAGUGGAUCGUACAGAAUGAAAGGAGGCAGUGCAACCAAAAUCAUUCUGGAAACUCUUCUUAUGGCUGGACAUGACGCUGCAUUUAAAGAGAAGAUAAUUACACCUGAAUGUAUAUCGGCCUGGAUCACAGCGAGUGAGAUGGUUUAUGAAACUACUUACUCGCACAGCGAUGAACUUGCAGCACUUAUUCAGAAAGCAGGAGAGAGUCUUCAGAUGAAAGCGCAUGUGUAUUAUCUGGGAUGGCAAACUCUUGGCAUUAUAGGAAUGACUGACGCCAGUGAAUGCAUGCCUACUUUUGGAGCAGAUUUUGGUGACAUCAGAGGUUUUAUCAACAAUGGUUUCAGUCAAAUGAGAAAUAAAGAGGGAGAUCUGUCGUCUCUGGGUCCAGAAUUUAUGAUAAGUCACAGGGAUUUUGUGGAGACAGUGUUACCUGGACUCAGUCCAAAUGACAUGAUCUUAUUUCUGUUUACAGUGAAUGAUGACCUGCGUGAGGUGAUGGAGCUGGCCAAUCAAGCGAGGCGCAGGACAUCUAAUUUGCAUGCAAUUGCUCAUGACCGUGAGAAAUUCACUGUUCCUGAAAGUGUGUGCAGCGUGUUUGAAACCGUCCUGAACAUCACGUGGUCUUUUUCUUCAGAGGAGAACCCAGUUGUAAUGACACAGCGCUGGGAGCUUUCAACCAAAUGGUGUCUUAAUGCAAUCAGCACAGGAGCUCAUGUACUGAAGGGAAAAGUCUACAUGAAUUAUAUGAUAGACCUCAGAGUGACUAACAGCAAGCUGUACAGGAGAGCCAUCAGUAUAUUACAGCGGUUUAGCGGCUCCUCCAGAACAGACUGUGAAAGGGCUCUACUGAGAGUCAUCUACAAUACAGAUGAUCUGACUGAAGAAACGAGACAAGCUGACAUCCACAAACACACAGAUGCAGCCAACAGACGGGAUCAAGUGGUCCCGACGGCUCUGUUGAUGCUCCAGUGUGGCUGUACUCUUGCUGAAGCUCAGGAUCAUUUAGAGGGUCAUCCAGUGAUUCGAGAUGCAGUGAGCGCCUGCUUCAACUCCUCCAAAUACAAGACCACGACAGACUGAACACACAAGUACAACGAAGCAGAACUAUCACACACCUUCAUUCAUACGUCACACAAAUGUACAAUAUUUGGUCCCAAUUUAAAGAUUCGAAUCAGCAUUGAAGAAUGUGUGACUCAGGCUUUUUUUCUACAUAAUUUGCAAAUGUAAUACAUUAUUAAGAAUGAAUUAAUACAUUUUUAUCCAGAUAUAAUUAUAAGUAAAUUCAUUUUGUAUGACAUUGUCAUGAUCACCAGCGAUCUAAAACAACAUAGAUCGCUGGAAGACACCCACAAGCGCUAACGGACUACAAUCCACCAUUUCAUGGACAUGUUUGUCCCUGUAUUGACCACUGCUUACCUGACCUCGCUAUUAAACCUGCAUGUGGAUCCGCGCCUCUGUUGUCAGCAUCACUCUCCAGGUUACAGAGCUAUUGAAUCAUUGACUUCUCCAUCUAAUUCUAGAUGCAUGCCUGCCUCAAAAACAAAUACAACACAAUGAUCCAUAAAUAUUGUACUUAUAUAUCCUUACAUUUAUGCUCUGCAACACAUUUAAUAUUACAUCAAAUACAUAAAUUUGAAAUAAAAUUAUGACCUACAUAUUUCUGAGACUAAACACAUAUAGACUUUUUAAGGAUGGUAAACAAUAACAAUGGUCCUAGCGCAUUUCCUGUUUUAUUU
Molecule: messenger RNA, 2549 nt
Organism: Danio rerio (zebrafish)
Lineage: Eukaryota; Metazoa; Chordata; Actinopteri; Cypriniformes; Danionidae
Source: RefSeq, a predicted model, not a curated record